CCCAGUUCCUCCCCACCCCGUCUGUCACCUGCGUUAGGAGGACACCAGCGCAUGGGCGCUUGUUCUUCGGUCAUCGGACUCCGCCGUCGCGCGCUGCGCCCUCGACCGUGCCUGCUCCGUCCUGAGCCAGCAUAGGUGAUAAAGGGGCAGAACCGCGAGUCUACUACCAGAUCUAGGAGGCAAGCAACUCCUUGUAAGAACAAUGGAAGAAGUAGUUGAAGGGCUGGGGGGAACUAGUGGUCAUGCCACCUGGACAUCAGCAAUGUCUUCUUUAAUGCUCUGUCACCUCAAUGACUUGGUGGCUGCUGGUUUGAAAACAUCAAAGGGCUUCAAGAAACAUAUGUACAAUGGUUGUGCCAGGGCUAUUAAUGAAAAAUUCAGCACUAGAAUCAAUGGUGAACAAGUUAAGAACCAUUUAAAAACAUGGCAGAAAAGGUAUGCAAAGAUAAUUAAACUGAAGAAGUUGAGUGCUGCCUUAUUUGAUGAAGAUAAUUGCAUGAUUACACUUGAUAAUGAGCACUACAACAGCUAUGUCCAAGAUCACAAGUCUGAUGCAGAUUUCUUGAACAAGCCCCUUGUGCACUAUAGAGAGAUGGAAUCAAUAUUUGGCAAUAGCAUGGCUACUGGAAACUUUGCAAAAGAUUCAAGUGCAGCUCUAGGUACAGAGAAUGUGGGUGAAAGCCAAGAAGAAGAUGAUGUUACUGCUCAUGCUCAAACUGAGGGGACAAGCACUCAAGGAGCAACAUCUUCUGCUACCAGAUCAAGUAAAAAGGCCAAGCUAGCUGGAAUGGAAGAUGAAGGGCUAGUUGCAGCUUUCAGAAGUGUAGGUGAGAAUCUUGCCGCUGCCAUCAAAUUGGUUGCUAAGCCUGAUAAUGAGUUGCCAAGUGAUCUAUUUGACAUGCUGAAUCAAAUGCCUGGUUUCAAUUCUGCACAUAUAUCUUUCUACUAUGCUCAUCUGGUGGCCAAUCCUCACAUCGGCAAAGCUUUCUACAACCUGCCAUUUGAGCACAAAUUACAUUGGAUCACAAUGUUCAUCGCUGAGAAAUUCCCUGGAAUGUAACUGAGUUGAUGGUGAGAAGUAGCUUUUGUUAGAUUGUAAUAGUCAGUGAUGGUGAUAAGUAGCUUUUGCUAGACUAAAAUGCAAGAACGAUUUUUCCUAGACUGAAAUGCAAGAUUGAGUUGAACUUGAUCACUAAAAUGCAAUUGUGAGUUGAACUUGAUUAUUGAAAUGCAUCUUGGUGUUGUUGGGAUGUUCCUUUUAUUAUGACUGAAAUGUAAUAGUGAGACCUUAUCACUGAAAUUUUAUGACUUUGUUAUGAAUAGCUUCAAUUUAUAUAUAUAUAUCUUGUGCUUAUGGAUUUCUUAAAUACUAAAAUAGUGUCAGUAUCAUUUAUUUUGAAUGUUGUCAUAUCGUUUGGAAUUGAAGAUAUUCUGAGUGUGGUAAUAUGACCAGGAAGACGGUCAUAUCCAGUUCAUCCCUUAUUCAUCCCUCAUCAUGAAACCAAACAAGAGAUGGUGUAGCUCCAACCCACUUGAACCCUGUAAUCAAACAAAAAACUAGGUUUAACCCAUCCCUGAAACCAAACAAGAAACGGGUCCGACCCAACCCAGAAAAAUGGGACGGCUCCGACCCGACCCAUAUUGUUCCAAAACCAAACACAUACUUACUUUCUCCCGUUCCACGUCCUCCUUUCUACGGAGUACUACCCUGUUCGGUGGGUGCGUGCUCGUAACAAUGGGAUCGACGCCGACAAUAAUAAGCGCACUCCCUCAAACGCUGGCUACUAAACCCUCCUAAACCUUCUCGGCGCGCAGCUCCUCUGUCUACCUCGCCUCCAGCUCCACUACAUACGCUAGCUAGCUCGCGCAGCUGCAGCAGCAGCUUAGCAAGCAAAGAAUGGGGGCCGCCUCGUCGCGGGAAGGGGACGCGGCGCGCGAGCACACGAGGCGGUGCCGGGAGCGGCGGCGGCUGAUGCGGGAGGCCGCGCGCCUGCGGCACCACCUGGCGGCCUCGCACGCCGCCUACCUCCGGUCGCUCGGCGUCGUGGCGUCCGCGCUCACGCGCUUCGCGGUCGGCGAGCCGCUCCCGGUGUCCGACCACACCCCGCCCGCCGUGCUCGCGCACCGCCCGGUCGUCGCCCCCUCCACGCCGCCGCCGCUGCUCCGCGCCAUCGACCAGCCGCAGCGCGAGGAGGCGCGGGGCGGCGCUUCUGCCGGCGUCGGCGUCGGCAGCGGCAGCGCCGGUGCUGCUGCAGGGGAGGACAUGAUGAGGAUGGUGGUCAGGCACCGGAGCCUCGCGGAGGUCGCGGCGGGGCUGGAGGAGUACUUCCUCAAGGCCAGCGUCGCCGGAGACACGGUGUCCAGCCUGCUUGAGGCCAGUUCCACCGCCGAGUUCAACGGUGGCUCACACAGCUUCUUGGGCGCCCUCUGCUGCCUUUCGGCGCCAGCGCUUGACCGCGUCGACAGCAUGGGCAGCCGGCAGAGGCACAGCGCCACCUUGCAGCAGCUCCUGGCGUGGGAGAAGAAGCUCUACAAGGAUGUCAAGGCCAGGGAGAAACUGCAGAUACGACACGACAAGAAGCUCGCCGCGCUGCGGGACCAGGAGUACAGCCGGAAGGUCGACGUGGACAUCCAGAAGCUCAAGGCGGCGUGGGACAGGGCGCGCGCGCAGCUCGAGGCAGCCUCCCAGUCCGCGGACGCGGCCUCGGCCUCCAUCGCCCAGCUCCGCGACACCCGCCUCGCGCGCCAGCUCCUGGAGCUCUGCCACGCCACGCUCGACAUGUGGCGGGCGAUGCGGCAGCACCACGGGGCGCAGAGCCUGUUCGCGCAGCAGCUGCGCGGGCUGAGCAGCCGCACGUCCAUGGACCCCACGACCGAGAUCCACCACCAGGCCACGCGGGCGCUCGAGGCCGCCAUGGCCGCCUGGGCCGCGGCCAUGGCACACAUGGCGAAGCACCAGCGCGACUACGUCCACGCCAUCCACGGCUGGCUCAAGCUCACGCUGACGCUGACGCCUGUCGACGCCGCCGAGGCCUCUCCCCUGGCCGCGGAGCUCACCGCGUUCGUCGAGCGGUGGGGGAAGGUGCUCGACCGCGUGAACUGCGUCGACGUGCUCAAGGCGAUCAAGAGCUUCGCGGGCGCGGCCGCGCGAUCCACGCGCUCCAGAGCGACGAGCUGCGGGUGGCGCGGCGCGUCAGGCAGUACUCCCGUGAGCUGGACCGCAAGUCCCGGAUGCUGCGGCAGGUUGAGACGAGCUACUACGACUCGUACCUGCCCGGGGUCAUGUCGAUGUGGCACUGGGGGAGGCCGGCGUGGAGGGACCACCUGCAGGCGCGCGACGCCGGCAACGAGGUGGCUCAGCGCAGGGACGAGAUCGCGGCUUGCCGGAAGAUGGUGGAGGACGAGAUGCGGAGGCAUGCCAAGGCCAUCGACGCCACGAGGACGGCCACGAUCACCGGCGUGCAAGGGAAGCUGCCUGCCGUUUUCCAGUCCAUGGCCGCGUUCUCGGCGUCGCUUGCGAAUUCGCUGGAGGACGCAUGCAAGGCUCCACAGCAGAACACCAACGACAUGCAGUCGUAGCCAUCCGCUCGUUCUUUUUUUCGUUGGCAUUUUGUUUUUCAUGUCUCUAGCACCUAUACAUAGAUUCAUAGAAUACAGAACACAGAGAGAAAAUACAAAUACGAAUAAGACCACAAAAAAAAGUCCUGGUGUUUUUGGCUGUUGUUACUUGUUACCCUUUGUAAAUGUAUGCAAUCCCCCACAUAAUGUUUCCAUUCGUUAGCCAGGUGUCACCAAUUCCGUUUAAUAAGUUACAUUCUACAGAAAACUACAUGCGUUUGCACGGAAAACAUAGAAAUGCUAGCUUUAUGGAAUCAACCUGCCGAGGAAGCUAGAAUGGUUCAGAUACAGCAAAGUGAAACUCUUCCAAUGCAAGUCUCCAUUCGACUACUAAUACACCGGAAAAAGUUGAAAUCGUGAACAGUCAUUUCUCUCUCCAUGAAGGCACGAGAAUACAUCGAGUCAUCAACCAAACAUCUCAGGUCAUAUAAAGUUUUUUCCCCCUAUGUUUGCCCAUGCAAACCUUCCACUCGGUGCAGCCCAGCGGAAGCGAAAGGAAAAGAGGCCCGUAUUCUGCCAAAGAAAAUCCAUCCAUCAC
Zea mays is the source of this 4156-nucleotide messenger RNA. Its product is annotated as protein ALTERED PHOSPHATE STARVATION RESPONSE 1. The transcript has 6 exons. NCBI's taxonomy places the organism in Eukaryota, Viridiplantae, Streptophyta, Magnoliopsida, Poales, Poaceae. The coding region runs from base 1898 to 3781 and encodes 627 amino acids. The record is from RefSeq and is a predicted model, not a curated record.